Messenger RNA from Colletotrichum costaricense, 4557 nucleotides. Its product is annotated as PH domain-containing protein. The record is from RefSeq and is a predicted model, not a curated record. The transcript is spliced from 5 exons. Lineage: Eukaryota; Fungi; Ascomycota; Sordariomycetes; Glomerellales; Glomerellaceae. Gene Ontology annotation, molecular function: GTP binding. The coding region runs from base 1 to 4557 and encodes 1518 amino acids.
AUGGCGUCUUCUGAGGAUCCCGUACAUCCUUUGCGCAUUAGCAAAGGCAGCAGCACUCCGGGAUCUCCCCCUCCUACCAAGGCCAGCACUGGCAUACCUCGCCCCCUUUCCGAGCUCUCUCCUUCAGACCUCAGGCGGAACUCACCGAGCUUCAAGCAGCCCUCCAAGAAAAUGACCCUCAACACCGACUCCUCUCCAUUCCAGUCGUCCCCACUAGAGACUACUACGUCUCCCAGACUGUUUUGGCAGAAGCGCAACCUGGACUCCAUCAGCACUGAGAACAGCGGAUUAUACGGCGGCGCACGUCACGGCUCGCCUUCGCCAACCCGACGCACUUCCAUCGAACGUCUCCAAAGAGCCUCUCGAGUCAAGAACAGCAACAUUCUCGCUCUCGAGCAGAAGCAGGAAUACGAUCCCACAAGAGUCCCCCAAAUUGAGCGUCCUCUCGCUAAGCAUUCCGGACCCUCAUAUGACGGAACGACAACAAUCAUCAAUGGCCUACGAUCUUCUGAUUCUCUGAACAGAGGCAUCGGCCACCAGCGCAACAACAGCAGCAGGUCGAGCAUCCCCAUCUUCAGCCCGACAACGAGCCCUACCAAGGGUUCUACACCAAUGCAAAUUAACCCUGCGAACCCGCCGCGCAGCCCGGGCAAGGACCAAGGGUCCCCUAUCAAGUCUUCCCUUUCGAGAAGCAACUUCAAGAGCAGCUUCGACCCCGAGACUGGCACCUGGUCGGCCGACACUUCUUUUGACGAUCGCGAGCUUCCUUCUGGAAAGUCGCUUCAUCGCCACGCCAAGAGCGUCACCUUUGACGCGGCUCCACCUCAAAUCAACGAAUAUGAGAUGGCCACGCCGGACAUUUCUUCCAUAGGAUCCAACUCGCGCGAGGGCAGCUUCGACUCCAUGGAUGACGAGGACGACGAGGACGGACACUACCACUUUGGAGAUCACGAUAUGGAGGGUGACAGCUUCGAUGCGUCGCUAGAGGAUACAGACAAGACUCCCGUCGUCGGUCCUGACGAUUGGAGACAGUCUGCUGAGCGUAUGGAGGAUCCCUUCGAUGGAAGCCCCAUGCCAGAUGCACUUCCACCUCGUAUCGGCCGCACAGAACACACUCGAUCUGACUCGUCAACUUCGGAUCACCGCCCCCUGCCUCCUCUUCCCGGCAUGGGCUCACCCGCCCGUGGUUCGCCCGCCUUCAGUGACUCCCGAUCUUCUCCUGGCCUGUCCGCGACAGCAGAGAGAAUGGUGGGCGCCCACCGUAGCUUGCCACCGCCCCCCCCGGCAGCUGCCAGCAAGAACGAGAUCCAGAGCAUCGGCAACGGCAAGAUGACUCUCGAAGAGAGACUGAAGCUUAUGAUGCUCUCAGACGACCACAAGUCUGCCAACGAGCAGCAGAGAGAGCGUCGCCUUCGUCGCGGUGCUCAGCGCGAUAGAAUCCAGAGCCCCGCUUCCGACACUGAGACAGCCGAGUCCAGCAUGCUUUCCGCUGAUGCAGAUGAGGCUGAUGAUACCAUUGGAGAUAUAUCUGCCCUCGAGGACUACGAGUUGCCUAGCCGUAUCUCCCGUGAGUCCAUCAUGCGUCGCGUCAAUGGUGGCGCCAAUGACCAAGGAGGUGACUACUUCUCCUCGCCUGCGCCUAGCUCCAGCCCCGAGCGACCCAGCCCUGAGCGUCGUCUGCCCCUGCCCCUUGACCCGGAUGUCCCAAUUCCUUCAACUGAAGACUCCAUCCUGGAUGACAUCUCCGAGCUUAGCGACGAGGGUAGUGUCAUUAUCCACAGAGAUGAGGCCUCUGAUGUCGACACCGAGUCAAUCACAGACUUCUACGCGCGGUCUGACAUUGACGAGAACGAUGCCGAUUCUGCUAGCCAUUACUCUGACGGACCGGCUCGCCAGCCCGAGGUCACUCAGGUCGACGAGGACAUCCUCACACCUCGUGCUGCUAGCCCCUUCCAGACAUUUGACUUGGCCUCAGAGAUAAGACCCCUGGAGCUCAAGUCCGACAAGGGUUUCAGCUCGCCCGAGCAACGCGCUGUCUCUCCGGCUGACCCCCCAGUCAGGGAGCUGACACCCGAGACAAACGUUGAAGAGGAUAUCGAGCCUACAAGCGAGCCUCAGGAUGAGGUUGUUGAACAGCCUCAGCCCGAACCCGAGGUCGAGAAGGAGCCGUCGCCAGAGAUGACAGUCGAUGCACCUGUCGACACUGCCUCUGAUCGCAAGCACAGCCUCCCCGAAUUCCACGACGAGGGCAGGGACAACGAGUUCUCCAAGGGCUUGCAGUCGUUCAUGCUUCCUCCGCCUCCGGAGCCUUCUGCCGAGGAAGUCGAGGAGCUUCAGCCCCCGCCAAAGAUGACGGAGCUUCAGGCUGAAAUGCAGCGCCCCGUGACCCCGAAGCAUCUCUCCAAGCCUGAUUACGACGGCUCCGGCUGGGGUGAUCCAGAGGAUGAAGAGUAUGAGGAGGAGCCUGGUACGCCCGAGUCUGUCAUUCAUCGACCCAUGUCCGAUUCUGAAUCAGAAAUCUUCGACGAGCUGCCCAUGGAAUCUCCUGCUAUUCCGGAGAGGCAGGCGACAAUCAAGGCAUCUGGAUCGAAGUUGAAGACCAGACCUUCCAACACACCCUCUGACAUCAUUGCCAUGAGGGAAGCCCGGCGCCAAGUUAGUCGCGAGGUGCCCGACAUUCCAGCCAUUCCUGAACGCCACCGCAACAGGCUGUCAAGGGAUCUGCAGGGAGAGCCAACUAUCCACGACGACGAAGAAUUCGUGGACCGCCGCUCGAGCUUCAAGAAGCGCAGUCUCACAUUGGAUCUUGACUUUGGCCUCAGCCUUGACCAAGAUUUCGAUCGUGUCAUUGAACAACAAAAGGUUGCUUUUUCUCAACUAGUCCCCAAAUCUCGCAUCGCAAGUGGCAGCACCAGCAGACAAGUGUCCAAGCCGACCGCGACCAUGAAUAAAAUCAUUUCACCAGACAGGAAAGAGUCACAGAAUGCUAACCAGAAGAACCAGCGCGGAUACCUCAUGCGCCAGAACACCAAAGUUGUUACAGCGAGCGACAAAGAGUCUUCUGACAUGUGGAAGACUCGAUCUGCUGGCAACUCCCCCGUUAAGACAGACCGCCCUCAGUCAUGGACCGUCGAGCCCUGGAACGGUAGGCCCAGACAGAAGAGCAUCAGACGCCGCGCCAACACAAGUGGUCCUGUGCCGCCUAUGCCUGGCCAGGAGAGCAAUGCUCAAACUCUUAACCCCCUGGCUGAAGAGGACUUGAACCCGGAGCUUGCGACCGAGGAAAGCGGCGAACGUGGCCGCCUCUUCGUCAAGGUUCUUGGAGUCAAGGAUCUCGACCUGCCCAUUCCCCGAACUGAGCGUACCUGGUUCAGCCUGACGCUUGACAAUGGUGUCCAUUGUGUCACAACCGCCUGGCUUGAGCUUGCUCGCAACGCUCCCGUCGGCCAGGAGUUUGAACUUGUGGUUCCCAACGACCUGGAGUUCCAGCUGACCCUCAACGUGAAGCUGGAGAAGCCCGCGCCUGCCAAGAAGGCGAUCGUGCAGUCUCCUACUAAGGCUAGCAAGCCCAAGACGUCUACCUUUAGCAGGGUGUUCGCGUCUCCCAAGAAGCGGAAGGAGAUGGAGUUGCGCCAGCGCGAAGAGGAGGAGCGUGUAGCCGCCGAGCAGCAAAAGGCUGCUCAGGCCAGACAGAUGAAGGUCGCGCCUACCGCCUGGGACUUGUUGUCUCCACUCGCGGCUGAGGAUGGUAGCUUUGCUCGUUCGUACGUGUGCCUCAAAGAGCACGAGUCGCGCUGUUACGGUCGCCCCUAUGUCGUUGACGUGGCUUGCUUCAACGAGUGGGCGACUGAAGAGGCUACCUUCGCCUCCAGCGUCAAGAGCAAGCGUGGUAAUACUGCUGUUGUCCGCCGCGCCCCCUACAAGAUUGGAAAGUUGGAGCUACAGUUGCUCUUUGUGCCCCGUCCCAAGGGAUCCACCGAGGAGGACAUGCCCAAGAGCAUGAACUCUUGUAUCCGAGAGCUUAAGGCUGCGGAGGAGCGCCUUGCUAAGAACUGGGAAGGUCACCUGAGCCAACAGGGUGGCGACUGCCCUUACUGGCGUCGACGAUACUUCAAGCUUGUUGGCCAGAAGCUCACGGCCUACCACGAGGCUACCCGUCAACCCCGAGCUACUAUCAACCUGGCUAAUGCCAAGAGGCUGAUUGACGACCGGCGUGCCCUGACGGAGCGAGAGACGACCGGCAAGGGCGGCAGACGUCGGCGAUCAGCCUUCGCCGAGGAAGAAGAAGGAUACAUGUUUGUCGAGGAGGGUUUCCGCAUCCGCUUCAACAACGGCGAGACCAUUGACUUCUACGCCGACACAGCCGAGGACAAGCAGGGCUGGCUGUUGGCUCUGACGGACCUCAUUGGUACCGGUCGCGGCGACAGCGAGGACGAUGUUGGUGGUUCUCGCAAGCAGGGCAAGUGGUGCGAGCUCAUCCUCAAGAGAGAGGAGGCGCUGCGACGGCGGCAAGAGGGCCGACGGGUGCACUCGCGUACGAAGAGCACAUUCAACUAA